UGACUGUUUGUUUGAGUUUGAUAAAGCCCUUGAAAAGCUUGUGUAGAUUUACACACACGACUGCAUCUAAUAAUUGGUUUGUGGAUGCUUGGCUAGUUUUGCUUUUUGUUGGCCUCCGCUUGAUUCAGUCGCUUUUAGCCUGCUCUGCAUAACAUAUUACGACAAAAAAGGAAAACAACACACAGAGAAAGAACUUCAAUUUAAGUUAAAACUAAUCCAGUGGAUGGUGUUGUGUCAUACGUAUCAAAACAUACACCAAAUUGUCGUUUUAACGUUUCGGACGGAACGUUUCAUUCUGUUCCGUGUUUGUUUUUUUGUGUGAAUCGUUUGUUUCAAAUAGUGCCAAAUAUGAAAGUGUUUACUCAUUUUACUCAUCCACGACUGUUGCUGCUAUUGGUUUUGGGUUGUUGUUUCCAGUUACAUGCUAACGGGCAAUUACAAUCGCAACAGCUGGUUUUUCCCGAUGAUAACGCUCAUUUUAAUAAAACCUUGGCAAAUAUUUUGCAACCACGGGUUGUGGGUUCAAUCGGUCAUACAAAUGUUCGCAACUUCAUUGUAAGCGAAUUAAAUGCACUUGGUUUUACAACGGAAAUCGAUUCAUUUUCACAAAAAGUUCCAAUAUUUGGAAAUGUUACUUUUUCGAAUAUCGUGGGUGUCAUUAACCCCAAUGCCAAUGACUUUUUGGCAUUAUCCUGCCAUUAUGAUAGUAAAUAUUUUCCAAAAGAUCCCAAUUUUGUUGGAGCUACAGACUCGGCGGUUCCUUGUGCAAUAAUGCUCAAUACAGCGAAAACAUUGCAGCCAUAUUUGGAACAAAGUUUUAAAAAUCGCCAAGAUUUAGGUUUGAUGCUAAUAUUCUUUGACGGCGAAGAAGCAUUCCGUGAAUGGAGCAAUGAUGAUUCAGUUUAUGGUUCAAGGCAUUUGGCAAAGAAAUAUUCCAAUACAAAGUUGAAAGGCAAUAUCAGGCAUAUUGAUCGGAUUGAAGUGUUGGUCCUCUUGGAUUUACUUGGUGCUCCAAAUCCUAAAUUCUAUAGCUUUUACGACAACACCGAUGGUUUACAUAAAAGCAUUCACGACAUAGAAAGGCAAUUGGCAAAGCAGAAAAAAUUAGAAGGAAAUAACUUAAUGUUUAUGAAUAGACCAGCUCAAGGAUUUGUUGAUGACGAUCACCGACCAUUUUUACAAGAAAAUGUUCCAAUUUUGCAUAUUAUUCCAACUCCAUUUCCAAUUGUUUGGCACACACCGAACGAUGAUGCUACUAAUCUUCACUGGCCAACUAUUCGCAACUUCAAUAAAAUAUUCCGUACCUUUGUCUAUGAAUAUUUGCAACGGCAUAUGGAGAGAAUCAAUUUGAGAUAUUUCUGAAUAAAUGAGGGUAUAUAGAAUUUUUUUUUGUAAAAUUUAAUAAUCUAUUUGAUGUGGACAUAAUAAAUAUAUUUUUCAAAAAACCC
Molecule: messenger RNA, 1448 nt
Organism: Musca domestica (house fly)
Lineage: Eukaryota; Metazoa; Arthropoda; Insecta; Diptera; Muscidae
Product: glutaminyl-peptide cyclotransferase
Exons: 6
Coding region: 349-1362 (337 amino acids)
Molecular function (GO): glutaminyl-peptide cyclotransferase activity; zinc ion binding
Source: RefSeq, a predicted model, not a curated record